Molecule: messenger RNA, 970 nt
Organism: Alligator sinensis (Chinese alligator)
Lineage: Eukaryota; Metazoa; Chordata; Crocodylia; Alligatoridae
Gene: TXNL4A
Product: thioredoxin like 4A
Exons: 5
Coding region: 399-614 (71 amino acids)
Biological process (GO): mRNA splicing, via spliceosome
Cellular component (GO): U5 snRNP; U4/U6 x U5 tri-snRNP complex; spliceosomal complex
Source: RefSeq, a predicted model, not a curated record
CGCACUUGCACAAUGGCUGGCAGGUGGACCAGGCCAUCCUGUCGGAGGAGGACCGCGUGGUGGUCAUUCGCUUCGGCCACGACUGGGAUCCCACGUGCAUGAAGAUGGACGAGGUGUUGUACAGCAUCGCCGAGAAGAAAUGGCAGAUUAAAGGGGGGGAUCCUUCCUCAUCCUCUUGCUUACGAGCCAUGUUUGGAUCUCGCAGCUGUUGUAAAGAAUUAUGGAACACUAUACAUAAGUCCCUGUGGUCUACAAGGAAAUACUUUCUCAGAAGUUCCGGUGAUUAAAUGAAACUACUGCAAGAAUUUUUACUUAGGCCGCACUACACUUGAAUAUUGGUGAAAAACUUUGCUGUUAUUUAUCUUGUGGAUAUUACAGAAGUACCAGAUUUCAACAAGAUGUACGAGUUGUAUGAUCCCUGUACAGUCAUGUUUUUCUUUAGGAACAAACACAUCAUGAUUGAUUUAGGAACAGGUAACAACAACAAAAUUAAUUGGGCAAUGGAAGACAAGCAAGAAAUGAUUGACAUUAUAGAAACAGUUUAUAGAGGAGCCCGUAAAGGUAGAGGUCUGGUGGUGUCACCAAAAGACUAUUCUACCAAGUAUAGGUACUGAUAUUCUUGGACACUUUCUUUUAGUCCACCUCCACAGUCGCCAAACUAUCUUUUUUGUAUAUAAGAUUUGAAGAUCAUUUUUUUUUUUUUAUUGUGGACGUAUUUUGAACUCUUAUUUAAAAGCUGUCAAGUUCAGUUUGAGAAAAUAGAAGACAUGAAGUCUGGAACUAUUUGACUGCAGAAAUAUAGCUGAAUUAUUCUUUUGGAUUAAAAAAAUUAAACUCUCAAAUGUCAGCCUCAGUAUGAUGUAUUUUUGUAAAAAAAUAAAAAUCUAAGAUGUAGGGAAGAACAGUUCAAAUGAGUAUAUGUUGGAAAACAGUAUGGCUUUUUUAUGGAAUAAACCAAUUACGGAUGUUA